AUGGGUGUCCUUCCUAUGGCUGUUUUCGGACUCGAGGUCCCUGCCGGCGGCAUGCCCGUCGCUGCCAGCGGUGAAAUCCCUGCUGCUUUCCGCCUGACCAUGGCUGCCAUCGACCCCAGCGCCGAGCCCGAGUUCGACGAGGACACCAAGGGCAAAAAGCCCCGUGCCACCCUCAAGAUCAUCCGCGCUCCUCUCCAGAUGGAGGACGAGGACGACUCCGACUUCGACCCCGAGGAGAUGGACAUGAUGCUCGCCUCUGACGACGAUGAGGAGGAUGAUGAGUCUGACGACGAGGCCGGUCCCAGCGACCCUGCCAAGUCUAAGAAGGCUCGCAAGGCUGCCGCCGCUAAGCAGCUCAAGGCAGAGCUCGAGAGCAUGGAUGUUGACUCGCCCAAGGUCAAGGGCAAGGGCAAGGUCCAGGCUGACGACGACGAGGAGUCUGACGAGGACGAUGAGGAUGACGAGGAUGAUGAGGAGUUCGAGCCCGAGGAGUUCGUUCUCUGCACUCUCGACCCCGAGAACCACUACCAGCAGACUCUUGACAUCACUGUCGGUGACGACGAGCGUGUUUGGUUCAUGGUUACUGGUACCCACGACGUCUACCUUACCGGUAACUACGUUGAGCCCGACCACACCCACGGACCCGAGGAGGACUACGACUCUGAGGACGAGGAUGAGGACGAGUACGACCUCUCCCCUGAUGAGGAUGAGCUUUACGGCGACGAGGACUCUGAGGAUGAGCUCGACGACAUGGAGGACCCCCGUAUCAUGGAGAUCGAGGAUGACGAGGCUCCCGCUCUUGUCCCUGCUAAGGCUGAGAAGAAGGCCGACAAGAAGGGCAAGAAGCGUGCCGCUGAGGACGAGGCCGAGACUCUCGACGACUUGAUCUCCAAGGCCAAGCCCGCUGAGAAGAACGCAAAGAAGGUCAAGACCAACGAGGGCAAGGCCGUUCCCGCCGACGAGGCCGCCAAGAAGCUCGAGACUCCCGCUGCAAAGUCAGACAAGAAGGUACAAUUCUCUAAGAACCUCGAGCUGGGUCCCACCGGCUCGAGCUCCCCCGCUGUCGCAAAGGGUGCUGAGAAGUCCAAGGCUCCCGCCGUCAAGACCGUCAACGGUGUCACCAUCGACGACAAGAAGAUCGGCUCCGGCCCUGCCGCAAAGAAGGGUGACCGCAUCGGUAUGCGCUACAUUGGCAAGCUCCAGAACGGCAAGGUCUUCGACUCCAACAAGAAGGGCAAGCCUUUCAGCUUCAAGCUCGGUACCGGUGAGGUCAUCAAGGGCUGGGACAUUGGUAUUGCCGGCAUCCAGGUUGGUGGUGAGAGACGUAUCACCGUCCCUGCCCACCACGCCUACGGCUCCCAGUCCCUCCCUGGCAUCCCCAAGAACUCCACCUUGAUCUUCGACGUCAAGUGUGUCGAGAUCAAGUAA
Messenger RNA from Aureobasidium melanogenum CBS 110374, 1428 nucleotides. RefSeq lists its product as uncharacterized. The coding region runs from base 1 to 1428 and encodes 475 amino acids. Gene Ontology annotation, cellular component: nucleolus; chromatin. NCBI's taxonomy places the organism in Eukaryota, Fungi, Ascomycota, Dothideomycetes, Dothideales, Saccotheciaceae. Gene Ontology annotation, molecular function: peptidyl-prolyl cis-trans isomerase activity; macrolide binding. The transcript is spliced from 3 exons. The record is from RefSeq and is a predicted model, not a curated record.